Messenger RNA from Dacryopinax primogenitus, 1847 nucleotides. RefSeq lists its product as uncharacterized. Bases 774 to 1787 code for a protein of 337 amino acids. The transcript has 4 exons. Lineage: Eukaryota; Fungi; Basidiomycota; Dacrymycetes; Dacrymycetales; Dacrymycetaceae. The record is from RefSeq and is a predicted model, not a curated record.
AAAUGGUGUUCCACGCGAGAGGGUUGACAUGCUCAUCAGGUGCGUCCUGGGCGUCCUCUUACAGACGUUCCCACCAAACCGCCUAUGUAGAGAACUCAAGCGCGAAGCAUCGCGCAUUCUGUCGCUCGAACCAAUACUCCGCAGCGAGAUCAGCACGCCAGAAGAUACAGCCGAUUGGACCGCAAUUGACGGUGAUGUCUCAAAGGCCCGCGAGCGCAUCAGGCAGUUCAAGUACGCAGUCCGAGAACCGGCCUUGAAGGAGCACGUCGGAGUUCGGACUGCAGAUGAUCUUGUGCCGCUUAGCUUACAUCGUGUGCUUGAGCAAGAGCUGGACAAGUUGGCAGACGUGGAAGUGAAGGAUUUCCGUACCUGGAGUGACGGGAUGGUGCAGGAAUUGAUCGAUCCAUCGCUAUGUGAGUGUUCGCCCUUUGACGGCAAAGACUGUGUCUAGGGUCGUUCCAGAUCCUUAUGUCCGAGGCGUAACUCGGAUUCUGGGAACCAAUCAUCCUCUCAGCUGUGAAUCCAGAUACAAGACUAUCACCAGCUAUCCUGUGGACGAGGAUUGUGAAUGUACCGUCGCCAAUGAGACCAUACAUGCACUGCUUCCUUCCCUUUUCGCCAUUUCCAAGCAAGGAACAGUCACCAUUGAAUCGCCCAUCAAUGCUCUCGGCCCGCGCUCGCAACAUCCAGCGUUAUACAAGGCGCUCGAAAGAUUAUUCGAGCUCGCCCUUCCACAGAUCGAGGAAUCCAUGUGGUACCAAUGGAAGUACAAGAUGUCCCCCUCUUACCGAAGAUGGGAGGAGCGCGCUGCCGAGCGAGAAAGUUGCGACCUGACAAAGCUGGAAGAAAAGAUAAUCGAACAGAAGAAGGAGAAGCUGCCGGAGGAUGCUGCACGAGUAGAAGAGGAACCUCUUGUGAGAGAGGAAGAAGAGCAAGAGGCACUGGGAAACUCUUUGGGCGGUUUGCGAGGCCGAAGUCGGUUUGCUGGAACAAAGCUCAAGGUCAUCGUGAAGGCUGCCAACUACGUGCUUCGCCCUGGGCAGGAGUACGGGGGCGAGUGGCAACUGGAGGGUCUGCCCCAUGAACACAUCCGGGCUGUUCUAAUCUACCACUACUACAGCAAUGCCUAUUUAGCCGAUGCUGGUCUGUCAUUUCGACGUCUGCGCACUCACGAGGACCAACCAAAUGCUUUCAAGAACGAGGCAUCUGACUUCGAGAUUCGGCAAAACGAGGAUGACGAACCGUUCUUCGACUAUCCAAGUGAUGUAGAAGAUAGGGCAAACUUUCCGUACGACCUGCCGAGGAGCAUUGAGCUUGGAACCGUCCCUGUCACGGGAAUCGCGACAAGCGGCCUAACGACGGGAAGGAUGAUUAGCUUUCCGAAUUGGUUACAACGUAAGGUUGUUAGGCUGAAGAAUACGAGAGUUGAGGGCAACAGCGGUGCAUCUCUCAAAACUCUCUGUUUCUUCGUUGUGAACGAGUUUUGCCCCCAAAUGGACGAGAACGGCAACGAAAGCUUCCCCUGGAUUCACCUACUGCUGUGGAGCACAUAUUGGACCGAACGCACCUCCAGUAUUGACGACUGCGGAUAUCUUGCCUCAGCAACGCUUCCGCAUCUUCCCAUAUGUUUACAAUGCUUUGGAUAUGGCCUGCAGGCGUGCCACCCGAGGCCGUGGUCUUCCUGUGGAGCUUGCCAUUUAUAUCUGCGACAUGGCAGCGAUGGGGAUGACCAAAGCAGAUGCGGAAGAGCACAGGCGAGCAUUGAUACGAGAUCUGAUGACAGAUGAAACUUGGGACGAGCCGUAUGGGCUGACUUAAAAGUAUAUAUGAAACGACAGGAGUAGACU